Messenger RNA from Pisolithus orientalis, 1448 nucleotides. RefSeq lists its product as uncharacterized. Lineage: Eukaryota; Fungi; Basidiomycota; Agaricomycetes; Boletales; Pisolithaceae. The transcript is spliced from 7 exons. Gene Ontology annotation, cellular component: membrane. The coding region runs from base 193 to 1095 and encodes 300 amino acids. Gene Ontology annotation, molecular function: serine-type endopeptidase activity. The record is from RefSeq and is a predicted model, not a curated record.
CACAUCCCACAAAGAAACGGACUGCAAGGCCGGGGAACAACUUGUAUUGUGCACUAUCACUCCAUUUUACAAUGACUGAGAACCGUACAGCCACCAACCCUCACACGCCGCUUCCUGCAGUCUCUGUGUUGCCCUAGGCCCACCGAAAGUGCAAGCCCAACUAGACUUGGACUCCCCUUGAAUCGGAAAGCCAUGUCGUUCGAGCACGCUUCCGUUACAAAGGGGAUCAUGAUGGCUUGUGCACUUACCUCCAUUACGGCGGGUGUUUUCGAUGUGAAGCAUUAUCUCCAUCUCCAGUUAGUACCACACCUCUCCCGUCAUCACCAGUACUGGCGUCUUUUAACGCACCACCUUGCAUUCUCGAAUUCGAGCGACCUCUUACUUGCGGAGCUACUCCUCUACGGGGUCGGUGUAAAUACUGAGCGACAGUUCGGCAGCGUCAAGUUUGCGUCAUUCACCAUCGUCUCGGGGCUGGCAUCGACGCUGCUAGAGUUCAUGGCACUCCUAUUACUGCAUCGCGUAGGCGUGAACCAUAUACCAGGUGGACCAUCCGCGAUCGUCUUCAGCAUGUUAUACCAGUGGUACAGACUGGUCCCAACAGCCUAUCACUUCAAGAUAUUCGGCAUGCCGUUGAGCAACAAGGCAUUUACCUAUGUACUUGCAUUACAACUUGCGUUGGGCCACAUACCCGGUUCACUCGUAUCCUCGUGUGUAGGACUUCUCGUUGGGUGCAUCUACCGCUCGGAACUCAUCAACAUUAAAACAUGGCGAGUAUCACCAACUGUAAUCAAUCUGUCUUCCCGCUUUCUAUUGCCCCUCAUUGGCUCGACUCGCCCACCGCGUCGAUUCAAUCGUGCUCGCCCCGAGCAGGUGGACACCACAACAGAACUUGGGGAUGAAGAGGUAAUUACCACGGCCCCCGCCUCAGCACAGAGGAAUGGACGCCCCAGUAGCGACGUUGCUGAAGGGAGUUCUGUGGUACGUGAAUGGGUGAACGAACUGACAGGAAGGACGGAGGAGGCUAGCGACACCUUGACGAGCAUGUUCCCGGAUACAUCACGAGAUGUGAUAGUCGCAACACUUCAGCAGAGGUAGGGUGAUUUAUUUUGUGUACUUGGACCACACUCUGAAUUUUGCUUGUUUAGUCCCUAAUAUCGAGUCCGCCGUGGAGAUGCUCCUCGUGACAUCUCGAUAGGACCAACCACACUACCAUUAGAUGUCCGACUUCCGGCGUACUUUUCACAUGUGCAAUUCCCGAUUUAUUAUGAGUCCAGGCCGUACGCAUGUAUCAGUUACUCAAUGCUGUGAGAGUUCAUUCUGGCGACGGGAGUUUUCUGAGCGAAACCCCCAUCCAAUACAAUAUAUCCAUGGGCUAUGGAUUUGCCUUCGACUUCUGAGUGAUUGGUGUCACGACGGCCUUACGAUGCGCCUUGCGAGUCCUCUAGUGC